AUGUCUGAAUCGGUUGUUAGAACGGCCUUUGAUCCCAAGGACAUGGUGUUUCGUCACCUUGGUCCUACUGGAUUGAAGGUUUCAGUCUUCUCACUAGGGGGUUGGCUCACCUACGGUGGUACCCAGAAAGGAAACAUUGUGAAGGAAAUUCUCCAAACUGCAUGGGAUCAUGGAGUCAACUUCUUCGAUACUGCCGAGGUUUACGCCAAUGGCUCAUCAGAAAUCGAAAUGGGCAAUGCUCUCAAGGAGCUCAAUUGGCCCCGUGAUGAAUACGUUCUGUCAACCAAGAUUUUCUUUGGUACUGGCCGCAAAGAACCCAAUACCCGUGGUCUCUCACGGAAGCACGUUGUUGAAGGUCUUAAGAGCUCUCUUGAGCGCCUACAGCAACCAUAUGUCGAUAUUGUUCUUGCUCACCGACCGGACUAUGCAACUCCAAUGAAGGAAAUUGUCGAGGGAUUUACUCAGGUCAUUCGCAAUCUCAAUCUUGCCUAUUAUUGGGGUACUUCCGAGUGGUCGGCAGCUCAAAUCACCGAGGCCACACUCAUUGCCGAAAAGUACAAUUUGAUUGCACCUAUUGCUGAACAACCCCAGUACAAUGCCUUCCACCGUGAGCGCUUUGAGGUUGAAUACGCACCCUUGUAUGACCAAUUCAAGUACGGAACCACCAUCUGGAGUCCUCUCGCCUCAGGUUUGUUAACUGGCAAAUACAACAACGGAAUUCCAGAAGGAUCACGCUUUGCAAACCACAAAGACUUCUUCGGUGGCGUCGCCGAUUCGCUCCAACAGCCGGAGGGCAAAGCCAAGAUUGAGAAAGUCAAGAAGCUGACCAAGAUCGCCGAACGUCUGGGUGGAAAUGCUGGACAAUUGGCUCUUGCAUGGGCAGCAAGCAAUCCCAAUGUCAGCACAGUUAUUCUGGGAGCCACCAAGGUCGAACAAUUAGUUGACAACCUUGGGGCCAUCAAGCUCUUGCCAAAGCUGGAUGCCAAGGUGCUCGAAGAGAUUGAGGACAUCCUUGACAACAAACCUGCAGCUGCGGCCACGUAUGGACGGUCGAGGUAG
Molecule: messenger RNA, 1059 nt
Organism: Exophiala bonariae
Lineage: Eukaryota; Fungi; Ascomycota; Eurotiomycetes; Chaetothyriales; Herpotrichiellaceae
Exons: 4
Coding region: 1-1059 (352 amino acids)
Source: RefSeq, a predicted model, not a curated record